Fusarium verticillioides 7600 is the source of this 1717-nucleotide messenger RNA. RefSeq lists its product as hypothetical. The transcript has 3 exons. The coding region runs from base 530 to 1291 and encodes 253 amino acids. Gene Ontology annotation, molecular function: phosphatidate phosphatase activity. NCBI's taxonomy places the organism in Eukaryota, Fungi, Ascomycota, Sordariomycetes, Hypocreales, Nectriaceae. The record is from RefSeq and is a predicted model, not a curated record. Gene Ontology annotation, biological process: phospholipid metabolic process.
AUACUUUUGGUGUACAUCAGUUACUCUUUAAGGUAUCUGCAUUCUUUCAUUGAUAUGGGCCCAGAAAACCGACGGAAGAUCAGGGGUCCUCAUUCCCGCAUUUGGUAACAUGUCCAACCUCAGCAGGAACCUCUUACGUCUUCUCAACAGCACUGAACUUAUGAGCCGCGCCUCUUUAACAUGACUCGGUAACAAAGACAAACGCCCUCUCAUUUGCCGAUACAGAAACACUGCAUUUUCCAAUUGUUGCGACACUGCAGUCUGCCUACCUAUGUUCCGUCACCUCCGCCCGUCAAACCUGAUUUCAACCAUCGUCAUCAAUCAUGGCUCCAGCUCAUAGCUAUGGCUCCUCCGGCGGACCAAUCUCAUUUUUGAGGAGAUAUUGGAAGACAACUCACGCGCCUGAUUAUGUCGGCUUCCUGUUCCUCUUAACAGGCUGGAUCUUGGUCUGUACUAUAUCACCAGUGGGAACUGAGAACAAUGGUUGACAGGUUCACAGACGGUCCUCUUCGUCAACCCAUUUCAUCGCAUGUUCUUCAUAAACGACCUGCAGAUCUCGUAUCCCUUUGCGGUCCAUGAGCGUGUCCCUGUCUUUAUGAACUUCGUAUACGCCCUUUUCAUACCGCUGGGAGUUUUAAUCGCUUACAACAUAAUCGCAAGGUCGUCAGCAGCCAAGCAUGAAGUCACUUACCUCUCGUUCCUUAUCUCUAUUGUACUCACAUCCUUCAUCACUGACAUCAUCAAGAACGCUGUGGGUAGACCUCGUCCUGAUCUGCUAGACCGUUGCAAGCCCGCAAUCGGCACAAAGGCCAACACCCUUGUUACCAUCGAUGUCUGCACGGCAGAAGAUGGCCACAUACUACAAGAGGGCUGGCGAUCAUUCCCUUCUGGCCACUCAUCCUUCUCAUUCGCUGGCCUUGGUUUUCUCAGCCUCUUCCUCGCCGGCCAACUCCAUGUGUUCCGUUACUCGGCUGGCGGUCGUGAUCUAAGCCGCGCGUUGGUCUGCCUACUGCCGCUCAUCGGCGCUGGUCUAGUCGCUAUAUCGAGAUGCGAGGAUUAUCGCCACGACGUCUACGAUGUCUGCGUAGGCUCAGCUCUGGGCAUGAGCAUUGCGUAUUGGAGCUACAGACGGCACUUUCCUCGCCUCUCAAGUACGAAAUGCGACGAGCCUUAUCCACGACCAGGAGUUGAUACUCAGCCGGGAUGGCAACGAAUCACCGAUGAUGAGGAGGCAGCAAGAGGGACAGAUGUAGGAUUCGAGAUGGAAAACUUGAGAGGUUCGCGACGCUGAUAUUGGGGACUAGGAAUAGUUUGAAUUCUUGUCCGAGAUGCUCUGGCUUAGACUGCAUUGCAUUACUCUUCCACCGAAGCAUCAUGUGUUCGACAACACUUUUAGACUUGGUCAAGCCAGGCGUUGGAUAAGUCUUGUUUUGUGGUCAUUUCGUGAUAUUAUUGUACAGGGGCAGAUAAGAGUGGCCCCGCAUUCCUCCCCCCAUCUAUCAAGAAUCUAUAGCCUGUUACUUACUUUUCCUCUGUCUCCUCGUUCUUUGCCAGGUCAUGCUCCUUCAACAACGCCGUAAUCUCAUCGGCACUCCACAGGCGGUGGUAAAUCUUGCCGUCCUCGGUCUGUCCUACUGUCGCGAAUUCAACUGAGAAUGACGUUAGCAAGAGUUAUGGUAGAUAUUAUAGACACGACGUACUCUUCUCGCUGCUCAGC